Messenger RNA from Mugil cephalus (flathead mullet), 3120 nucleotides. Its product is annotated as threonine synthase-like 1. NCBI's taxonomy places the organism in Eukaryota, Metazoa, Chordata, Actinopteri, Mugiliformes, Mugilidae. The coding region runs from base 314 to 2491 and encodes 725 amino acids. The transcript has 3 exons. Gene Ontology annotation, cellular component: cytoplasm. The record is from RefSeq and is a predicted model, not a curated record.
UGUAAUGUUCCUUGUUAAAAUUCCUACCGACUGUACUAAAAUAUUUACGUACGGGUUUAUACCACUGGUUUAUACAAGAGAAAGUUAUACAUUCAAGCCUGUGGACUGCUCGUUAAAAAUUAUCGUGCCGUGACUGUUAUUACUGUCCUCCUGACUGCAGAACACGUGAGAAGCGUCUCAGUCGCUGCAAGAAAACACAACGUGACGUAGUCUGCAAUGCUAUAAAUAUGCAGUAUUACAGCCUUUAAAAUCCCUGUUUACCUGAGAAUUACUCCAGCACGCUUCUGUUGUAAACGCCAGGCUAAAUCCUGCUAUGGGUUUACUGAAGCAGUGCCAGCUCGCAGUAAGAACUGCAACAUGCUUCCUGAGUCCAAUUUCAGCAUCAAAGUCAUGGUUUUCCACCAAAGCCACCCGCCUAGGGGACAAGAACAUCCUGCUUAUGGGUCUUCCUGGAGCAGGGAAGACUACAGUGGGGAAGAUCGUGGCCCACAAACUGGGACUGCCCGCCGUAGACGUUGAUGACGACGUCUUGGAGACGACGUGGAAGAUGCCGGUGGCUGCCAAGCUGGCUGCGGUCGGUGGGAAUCGUUUCUUGGAGGAAGAAGGUCAGGCCUUGUGUAACUUCUCAGCCUCCGGUUGUGUCGUCUCCCUGACAGGCUCCAACCCGCUCCACUCUGAGGCGAUGCAGCACGUCAAGCAGGGCGGGCUGGUCGUUUACCUGGACAUAGACAGCGAGGACAUCAUGCAGAGACUCGCCGUGAUGAAGGUGAACAGGAUAGUGGGUCAGGAGGCGGGGGUAUCUAUGAGGGACAUUCUGCUUUACAGGAAACGGUUUUAUGAGAAAUGGCAUGACGUGCGGGUGUUUUGUGGAGCAGGAGACACCGCCGAGGAGGUGGCGGAGAAGGUGCUGAAGGCUGUGGAGAGAUAUCAGAACCAUGACGAGGAAACGUAUGUAUCCACCAGGUGUGACAGAGCGGGAUUGCCCAGUCAGAAGACAUACUUCAGUGAUGUGGUCAUAGAGGGCCUGGCUGCAGACGGCGGCCUCUAUGUCCCCAAAAAUGGCUUCCCAAAGAUUGAUGCACGCGAAUGGCUCAGACUAGCUGCCAUGUCAUACCCAGAGCGAGCAUUGGUUUUACUCGAGAAGUGCAUCCACCCUUUGGACGUCUCUGCAGUUGAUCUCCGAGCAAUGAUAUCCAAAGCAUACGGGUCAAACUUUUCAACUGAAGCAGUCGCACCUGUAAAACACCUCAUCCAUAACCAGCACGUUCAGGAGCUCUUUCACGGCCCCACCGCCUCAUUCAAGGACCUCGCCUUGCAGCUGAUGCCUCAGCUCUUUGCCUACUGCCUCCCGCCCAUGUGCAACUACCUCAUCCUGGUAGCCACAUCUGGGGACACCGGCAGCGCUGUGCUCAGCGGCUUCAGCAGGCUGAGCGGCACAGACAGAAGCAGAACGGGCGUGCUGGUGUUUUUCCCGGAGGAAGGAGUGAGUGAGAUCCAGAAGCUCCAGAUGACGAGCUACAGGGAGGGCAGCGCCAGGGCCGUCAGCGUCCUCUCAGACUUUGACUUCUGUCAGAGGAGCAUUAAGAGGAUGUUUGGCGAGUCUGGGCUGACCGGGCAUCUGGCUGUGGAAUACGGCACCGUCCUCAGCACCGCCAACUCCAUCAACUGGGCGCGGCUCUUGCCACAGGUGGUCUACCACUCCUCGGCCUAUCUGGAUCUGUGCAGGGACGGUGUGAUUAACUUCGGGGACCCCGUUGAUGUUUGCAUCCCUUCUGGUAACUUCGGCAACGCCAUGUCAGCUCUGUACGCCAAGCAAAUGGGCGUCCCCAUACGGAAAGUCAUCUGUGCGUCCAACCACAACCGCAUCAUCACCGACUUCAUCACCACAGGCGAGUACAAUCUGAGGGGAAGGCCUCUGAUGCUCUCCCACUCCCCGGCUAUAGAUAUCCUGAAAUCCUCCAACCUGGAGAGGUUUCUCUACCACGUCUCAAACGGAGACGGCCGUCUUGUCAAGGACCUGUUCACACGCUUAGACAGCGAACAGCACUUUCAGGUUCCUGAGUCGCUCCUUGGCAGAAUACGGCAGGAAGUGCUGGCGGGCUGGUGCUCUGAGGACGACUGCUUGGCCGCCAUCCAUAGCAUUCACAAAGACACGGGCUAUGUCAUGGACACGCACACCGCCGUGGCUAAAGUCGUUGCCGAUAGGCUGCAGGACGGAUCGUGCCCCGUGGUGCUUUGUUCCACGGCCCACUACGGAAAAUUUGCUCACGCUGUGUUCAAAGCUCUACGAAUCCAAAAUAUUCCCGAGGAUCCAGUUGAGCAGCUGAAGAAGCUGGAAGUCACCGCUUCCAGACCAGAAAUCCACAGAGAGAUGAUGAAAUGCUUGAAGGGAAGCGGCAGGAGACAACACACCGUUUGUCAGGCAGAUUAUGGCGUGUUGGUAGAAGAGGUAGAGAGCAUGAUACAGGACUCCUUCUUGAAGGUUAUGUAGAAAUAUUCCGACUUUCCUUCAUGUUCACGUUAAAUGAGAUCAAAAUGGCGAAAAAUACUAAGUAUUUCUUGGAUGUGCAAAUUCAUUCAAGUCUAUUUAAACAUUUUUAAGCAAAUUCUCAUCAUCAAAGUCAUGAAAUCGCUUUUAAAAACAUCAUUUAAAAGGCCAACUUCUGGCUGAGCCUUGUUGCACAGUAAUAGGGCUUUAAACUGUUUUAUUACUCCAGUUAUUGACUAUGCAACAUUUCUUUACAUCAUUACCUAGGGUCCUGGCCCACUAGAUGGGGAUGUCUGCCUCUUGCCCUCUGAUGUGUGUGCCAGCCUUUCAGUAGUAGCAAGGCCAAAUAAAAUGUCAAACUGUGAUAUGAAAUCAAUAUCCUCAUUCAUGGAGAUAGUUAUCUCCCUUUAGUUUAAUGAUGAGCUAAAUUAUACAAUAUUUUCUCAGUGUCUGUUCAGGUACAUUGUGUCUUUGAUCAGUAUAUUUCCACACCAAUAAAUACUGACAGACGUGAGAGCUUUUAAUUCUGGGUCAGUGUUUUAUGUACUCCAUCUCUUUGUUCUAACUUUGCACGUUCUUUGCUCCCGGUCGCUUGUUGUAUUGAAAUACAGACAAUAAAGUGAUUUCUGUGA